Molecule: messenger RNA, 1035 nt
Organism: Penicillium odoratum
Lineage: Eukaryota; Fungi; Ascomycota; Eurotiomycetes; Eurotiales; Aspergillaceae
Product: esterase/lipase family protein
Exons: 3
Coding region: 1-1035 (344 amino acids)
Source: RefSeq, a predicted model, not a curated record
AUGGCGCUCAUGAAUUCCCAAAAUCUUAAAUCAACUCAUCAGAAUAAAAUCGCGGCCGACAUACGCAAGCUGCAUGAGCUCCAGACUUUAGCCUUGCCGUCAACUCCACUGAGCCUGUCUAUUAACCCGAGAGCUCAACCCAUACCCCCGAUUGAUUCCAAAGAGCAGCCGGAUCCGGAAAAUUUGCUGAAAGACGGCGCGUACGGAUUGACCGUCAUCAGUGAUCCGGAAGAGGCCAUCAUGGAUAUAGUCCUUGUUCAUGGUCUGAUGGGAGAUGCGUAUCGAACAUGGCUUCAUGAAGGAAGAGGUGUUUAUUGGCCAAGAGACCUGCUGUGUUCUGAUUUCAAGGACGCUCGCAUCAUGGUUUUUGGGUACGAAGUGAACGUGUGGCAUCCCUGGAGCCAGGUCUCCCAAGGCCGGCUAUCCGGUUACGCUUCUCAUCUGCUCGGUAGUCUUUCAGGAUACCGAACAGGUCAUUUGAAGAGGCGACCUCUGGUUUUCAUUGCUCACAGUCUUGGCGGUUUGGUGGUGCAGCAGGCUUUAAUUACCUCACGGGAGAGCCGGAUAGACUACUUACGACAGAUCGAGACGCACACAAAUGGGAUCUGCUUUCUGGGGACACCUCAUUGCGGUACAAGUCUCGCUACAUGGGGAGAACGUGCUGCACGGGUUCUCAACGUCUUCAAGCCUGUCAACCAUCAGAUCGUCAGCCUGCUAGAUCCGCGAUCCGAAGCGCUGUAUGAGAUGCGACGGGCCUUUCAUAAUGUCCUGGAAAAGCGGAAGGAAGAAGGAUCCAGAAUCAAAGUUGUUUGCUUCUACGAGACGAAACCGCUAUUCCGGUCAUGCGUUGUCUCUGAGCAGUCUGCGACGAUUGAUGGAGAGCCCAGUUUUCCAAUAUUCUCCAACCAUAUGGGCAUGGCCAAAUUCUCCAAUCGCCGAGACGAUGGUUACAAAAGCAUUGUGCGAGAGAUCACUCAUAUGAUUUCCGAUAGCGAUCACGGACACCUAUGUCCUAGAUGCGGUAAGCCGAGUUGA